Molecule: messenger RNA, 348 nt
Organism: Gryllus bimaculatus (two-spotted cricket)
Lineage: Eukaryota; Metazoa; Arthropoda; Insecta; Orthoptera; Gryllidae
Source: the annotation of a GenBank genome assembly
AUGCUGGAGAGAGGAAGGAGGCGGAGGGCGGGGGCGGUGGGCCACGGACGCCUGCGGCGACGGUGGCAGAAGCCACCGACCUCCGCAACACCCAAGAAGAAGAGCAGCCACAAGAAGACGACUUUGGUGUUCACAACAAAUGGGAGUCUCCUGCGGACACUUCCUCUCCAAGAAACUUCUCGAGGAGCCCACUCGCGCUUCCCGGACAGCACAAAAGAAACCGAUUCAACCAUCGCCUCGGAACAAAAAUCAGCCACCUUUCAGAAGCAGAAGAAUGAUUUUGUGUUUCCAACAAUAUUUGAUGUGAAGCCCUUUCUAUUAUCAUGGAAUUUUCUGAUCAUCAAAUGA